AACAUGAGGAACAGUAUUAAAGGGCCGCGGCAUUAGGAAGGUUGAGAACCGCUGCCCUAGAAGGAUAAGCCUAGGAGGGGAAGGGAGGGCAGAGAGCCUGCCACCGCACUACCACUUCCUAGGAGUUCGAUUUCCCACGAGGCUGGAGAUCUUGAUCUAUAAAAUAAAUAGGAUCUAUCGAAUUGUAUACAAAUUUAGCAGCAAACAAACAAACAAACAAAACCAAAAGUGUAAUGCAAGAGAAAAGAGACAAUUCUUGUAAUACACAUUGAGUGCUUACCAAUCGGCACAUUUCGCUGAAAUUAGCUUUUUGGCCUUUUGUGUAGAAAGGGGAAUUUUGGCCAGGAAGGAUGAUCCCAUCACACGUCUGGAACCAGCGCGUGGCCUCCUAUUUGCGGACUCGUGUUUGGCCCCAGUGCAGCCCAUCCUUGUUUCUGGCCUGCGAUGCUGAAACCUGGCCUACCCAGCACCUUAUAAGCCAAAGGAAAAAGCAGGGAGCAAGACAGGAAGGGCAGGGAGCCUGGGAUCUCAGGAUGGGACAGGGCCCCGGGCCCUGGGAGCCUGGCCCAGGCCCUUCAGAGGCUCUUUGACAUUCCUGGUCUCCUGCCAGAGAAGUACAGGGUCAAGGGUGGGUGAGCUGCUCAGACAGACAAUAGCACAAGUCUGUGGUUCUGUGGGUGAGUGCAAGUCUGGGCCUCAGUUUCCUCAUCUGUAAAAUGGUAAUAAUUCUUCCUACGCUAUAGGGCUGUUGUGAGGACUUUAAGGGAUAAUGGGAAGUUCGAGAGCAAAAGGAAAGCCUGGCACCAAAUCCCAGCUCCUCCACGAGUUCUGCACAUGCUUCCACCACGGGCCUCAUGGAGACAAUGGUGGUACCCACCUCAGAGCGCUGGUGCAAGGAGUAAGGGGACCGAUCCACAUAACAGCACUUACAGUGGGGCCCACUAAGUGCCAUAGGAGCAUGUGGCAUCGUCAUUAUCGUGACAGCCUGGCACCCAAUAAGGUCUCAAUAAAUGUAAUCAGCGCAACACAACACCUACAGCGAUUCGCUAUCAUCCAGUCACUCAGCUAAGACUCCCUCCCUACUGGUCGCCUCACAUGCUGUCUCCCACCUUGGCCAGGGUAAUACAGUGAUUAAAAGCCAAAGGCUGGACCACAGAAAUGGGUUCAAAUUUGACUCUGUCACCUUGCUGUGUGGAAUUGCUUGCUGUGUGACCUUCGGACCUUGUGAAAUCUAAUCUCCAGCUGCUACCUUCCCAGGUCCUUGACCUCAAGGACACAGAAGCCACACCCUUGCAUCUCUGCAGGGGCCCAGACUCAGGGAUGGAGACAUGCUGCUCACCUGGCCCAUGGCCCCGCCCUGCACCGACUUCCCCAGCCUGGGGCCUCCCCUAGUGGCAGGUGUGUUUUCAUUUUUCCUUCAUCAGCUGGGAUUGCACGCCUGUGCAGGCUAAAAGCUGCACCAUGGAGCUCAGUGAGGAAUUGCAUCGCUGCCUAACUGGAAGUUCAGGCACACAGACCGAGCAGCGGGCUGAGACCUGGAAGAGGAGACUGAGGCCAGAGACACCACACAAGGCUGAGUGAGACCCAGGAGACAAACUCUGAGAGGACACUUGGGUCCCCACUUGGAAUAGAGACCAGAGACCAGAGACCAGGAUGAAGCUGGACUUGGCUGUGUGUUGUGCGCUGGUGCUGAUGCUGAUGACCACGGUGCUGACCAGCACAGGAGCAGUUCCCGUCACCACGCCCCUCCCGACCCCCCUGGGUGCAAGGGGCUGCAACAUGGCCCAGUUCAAGUCUCUGCCCCCACAAGAGAUGAAGGCCUUCAGGAGGGCCAAGGACGCCUUGGAAGAGUCCCUCCUGCAGAGGAACCGGAGCUGCGGCUCCCGCCCGCUCCCCAGGACCCGGGACCUGAGGCAGCUGCAGGUGUGGGAGCGCCCUGUGGCCUUGGAGGCUGAGCUGGCCCUGACACUGAAGGUCCUGGGGAACGUGGCUAACUCGACCCUGCGGGACAUCCUGGACCAGCCCCUUCACAUGCUGCGCCACAUCCACUCCAAGCUUCAGGCCUGUGUCCCAGCUCAGUCCACAGCAGGCCUCAGGCCCCAGGGCCUCCUCCGCCAAUGGCUGCACCGCCUCCAGGAGGCUGAGGAAAAGGAAUCCCGUGGCUGCCUUGAAGCCUCUGUCGUAUCCAACCUCUUCCGCCUCCUCGUCCGUGACCUGAGAUGUGUCGCUGAUGGAGACCUGUGUGUGUGACCUGCCUCCUGUCCCAGCAUCUUGGGUUUUAUUUAUGCAUCCCUCACGUUUCUUAAUUUAUUGCCACCCAACCACUAUUUAUGUAUUUAUGUGUGUGAAUUGUCAAACUCAGACCUGGAAAAUAUUUAUUUUUCUACUUUUUGUAAGAAUUGUUCGUAAAUGAUAAGAAAAGAAUGUUUCCUGUGCUGUGGGGCUGUGGGUAUGAUUGUGCGGAUUAGUUUUCUCUCGCCGCCAUAACAAGGUUUCCCAAACUUUGCAUCCUCAGACCACACAAGUUUAGUAUCUCACAGCUCCAUAGAUGAGAGCUCUGGGUGGCCAGCCUCUUUCUCUGCCAGGGGUCUCACAGGGCUGAAGUCCAAGUGUGGCUGCUGGGAUUCUGCUAGGGAGGCCUUGGGAGGAAGGGUCCACCUCCAAGCUCAGUCAAGCUGUUGGCAGAAUUCUCUUCCCUGCAGUGGUAACACUGAGGUUCCCGUUCCCGCUGGCAGAAAGUGUCUGUCCGUCCGCAGCUCCUGCCAGCCUCUCACUGGUCCUCGCACAUGGACCUACAUCUCAGAGCCUGCAGCCACGGGUCACAUCCUUCUCACGCCUGGAAUCCCUCUGACUGCUCCUUCUGCCACAUUUCUGUUCUGCCUUCAGCUGGAGCAAGUUCUCUGCUUUUAAGGACUCGGUGUUUAGACGGGGCUCACGGGGAUAAUCCAGGACAACCUCCCCCUUUUCACAUCUAUAAAGCUCAGUUACCUCUGCGAGGUCCUUUUGCCAGGUCACAUAAGAGAUUCAGGGUUCCAGGGUUUGGGCUGGGCGUUGGGGCCACUAUUCUCCCACCACAGAACGUGAGUGAUUGUGUGCGUGUGUGGUUUCUUCGUGGGUAUGUGAGUGGAUCACUUAGAUGCCUUCUGUUGUAUGUAAAUCACAUGAAAUAAAAGUGCCUUAUAACAACACUCAUCAUUGCACGUGAUGAGAAGUGUAGACAGCAGGGUCCAUUUAGAGCUACAUUAUUGAACCUGCUCCACAGGCCACAUGGAGCUCAGCACUGAAAUGUCGCUAGUGCGGGUUGAGCUGUGCUCUAUGUAUAAAAUAGACACUGGAAUUGGAAUAGAUUUUAUUUUUAAAAAAUGUUUAGACGGUGUCUGCCAAGUUUCUCCUCUGUAAAACUACUAUUUUUCUCUUUAUAAUAAAUAUGUGGAGGACUUUGAGACUAUGCAAAUACCUGUUACUUCUCAAACUGCAACCCAUUCAUUUUAGCGUCCAUUGGUGGUGUCAAAGGGUCUCAGACAGAGGGGGGACAUAUGGGUGCUCAGAGCCCACAGCCUGAAUGUUUAUAUUAUGUCAGUUGUCAAAUAACUUCAUCCUUCUUCUCGCAUUAUUCAUUGGUAUUCUACUCUUAGGAAGAGCUGUGCUUCCCUCCGUCAUGCAUGUAUUUGCUAAUUGAUUUAUAACAGCAUGGACUACUGAAUUCUUAUUUCAUUCAGUGCAUUAUAAUCCUUUGCUAUAACUUCAGUUGAUGCUCGAACUGUCCUCAAUUAGGCCAAUGGGAACCCUUUCAAGAUGGCUCCUAAGCCCUUUCCGUGUGUCCCCUCAUCCUUUGAGCACCUCUUGCUUUCUGGAAUAAGAUGUUGCAGGCUCACCUUGUACUAUCCCCGCCUCAGCUCUGUAACCAGCCUUUUCUUCAAGGAGCUCUGGUUCCUCUUCGUGGAGACAGUAUUAAAAAAUCGUGAUCUGGGUGCUAGGAGGGCUGAUUGUGACAGGAAUAUUGUUGCUUCUACCCACUCUCUAUGGACAAAGCUAGGAAAUAGAUGGAUGUACAGAUUUUUUCUUCACUGUAAAAAAAAGUAAAAUCUCACUAAUAAUACGUUUCAUGUUGAUUACAUGUUGAAACAAUAAUAUUUUUAAUAUAUUGGGUCAAAUAAAAUAUAUGUAAAAGUAA
Myotis myotis is the source of this 4174-nucleotide messenger RNA. RefSeq names its product interferon lambda-2-like. The transcript has 8 exons. The coding region runs from base 1654 to 2250 and encodes 198 amino acids. Gene Ontology annotation, molecular function: cytokine activity. The record is from RefSeq and is a predicted model, not a curated record. Gene Ontology annotation, biological process: defense response to virus; innate immune response; positive regulation of immune response. Lineage: Eukaryota; Metazoa; Chordata; Mammalia; Chiroptera; Vespertilionidae.